AUGGAGUCUCUUCUUGCCUGUCUUCAGGGAACUUCCCUUCCUACAGAUGCCCCAAAAUUCUCCUACAGCAUGGAUAAUACAGGCUACACUGACCUGCCCCCACCAAAUCCAGCAAAGACACCUUUCUACUAUCAUAUCAGCUUUAAAGUCAAUAAUAUUGACUAUGACAGCAAGUUUGAAAAACCAUAUUCACAAGAAUAUAUGGACCUAAAUAAAAAGAUAGUAUCUUUGGGGAAGAAUUUGUCCAUUGACACCCAUCUUGCACCAGCUCCUACAGAGUUAACUCCUACAUUUCCUAUUGUCCAUCUGGGAAUGUCCAGCAGGCCCCUUCUGGCAGAAAACAUUGAAAUGCCAGCAGCAGAAAAUCUUCUCAAUACCUGUUGUGGACAACGAACAAUAACUCCUUCUGGCAACAAGAUAGCAGGGGGCAAGGAUGCCCAAGAAGGGGAAUGGCCUUGGCAAGCUAGCCUUCAACAGAACAGUAUCCACCGGUGUGGAGCCACUCUGAUUAGUAACAGCUGGCUUGUCACUGCUGCUCACUGUUUCAUAAAGGCCAGGGAUCCCAAAGAAUGGAAUGUUAGUUUUGGUCUUCUUUUAAGUGAUCCACAAACAAAACGAAGUAUCAAGGAUAUUAUAAUUCAUGAAAACUAUCAUUACCCUGCACACGAUAAUGACAUAGCUGUUGUGCAUCUGUCCUCGCCAGUAUUAUACACAAGCAACAUCCGAAGAGCAUGUCUUCCUGAAGCUACUUACACAUUCCCACCCAAUUCAAAUGUGGUGGUCACUGGAUGGGGAACAUUAAAGUCUGAUGGAACAAGUCCUAAUAUACUCCAAAAAGGAUUAGUGAAGAUUAUAGAUAAUAAAACCUGCAACAGUGAAGAGGUAUAUGGUGGUGUGAUCACACCUGGAAUGUUGUGUGCUGGGUUCCUGGAAGGAAGUGUGGAUGCCUGCCAGGGUGACUCUGGUGGACCUCUGGUUGGUGCAGAUUAUAAAGGCACUUGGUUCCUUGCUGGUAUUGUAAGCUGGGGAGAUGAAUGUGCUCUUCCAAACAAGCCUGGUGUCUACACUCGAGUAACAUACUACCGAGACUGGAUCUUGUCCAAAACUGGUCUCUAG
Molecule: messenger RNA, 1116 nt
Organism: Acinonyx jubatus (cheetah)
Lineage: Eukaryota; Metazoa; Chordata; Mammalia; Carnivora; Felidae
Product: transmembrane protease serine 11C-like
Exons: 8
Coding region: 1-1116 (371 amino acids)
Biological process (GO): proteolysis
Molecular function (GO): serine-type endopeptidase activity
Source: RefSeq, a predicted model, not a curated record